AGAGCGCACGGCGCCCAUUCAUGAUCCAGCGAACGGGGCCGGUGGCCAGUAAAGCGGGACCGGUGCCCUGUAAGGCGGCGCCGGUACCGCCGUUAUGGAGACAUCGGGGCAUCUCCACGAUUCGGGCGUGGGGGACUUGGAGGAGGAUGGUCGGUGUCCCUGCCCGCUACCGGGGGAUGAACGGUCACCGCCGCCGCCCUCCGCGCUGCCGCCGCUUCAACACAGCCUGUUGCACUCCUCGCCUGGGUCGUUACGGGCCCCUCCUCCUCCUCCCGCCGCCCCCGCCGCCCUCCACCCUUCCUCCCGCCACGGCAGCCAGCUCAACCUCGGCGACCACCCAGCGGGCUCUGGGGUGACGAGUGGCAAACACCGGCAGCCCAGCCCCUUGGUCCAUCGGCGGGACAGCAACCCCUUCACCGAGAUUGCCAUGAGCUCCUGCAAGUACAGCGGAGGGGUGAUGAAGCCCCUCAGCCGACUCAGCGCAUCCCGACGGAACCUUAUCGAGGCUGAGCCAGAGGCACAGCCCCUGCAGCUCUUCGGUGCUGGUGGACCUCCUGAGAUCGUUGUCUCGCGUGAGGACAACCAUGCGCCCGCCACCCACCGUCCCACCCGCCCGCCCGCCCGCCCGGCCCCUGCCACCUUUGCCAAGGGGCCCAAGCGCAAGGCACAAAACAUCGGCUACCGGCUCGGGCACCGCCGAGCGCUCUUCGAGAAGAGGAAGCGCCUCAGUGACUACGCACUCAUUUUCGGCAUGUUCGGCAUUGUUGUCAUGGUCAUCGAGACUGAGCUCUCCUGGGGGCUCUACUCCAAGGACUCCAUGUUCUCCCUGGCCCUGAAAUGCCUUAUUAGCCUCUCCACCGUGAUCCUGCUGGGCCUCAUCAUUGCCUACCACACACGGGAGGUGCAGCUCUUUGUGAUCGACAAUGGAGCUGACGACUGGCGGAUAGCGAUGACCUAUGAGCGCAUCCUCUACAUCAGCCUGGAGAUGCUGGUUUGUGCCAUACACCCCAUCCCUGGGGAGUACAAAUUUUUCUGGACAGCCCGCCUGGCUUUCUCCUACACACCUUCUCGGGCAGAGGCGGAUGUGGACAUCAUCCUGUCCAUCCCCAUGUUCCUGCGCCUCUACCUGAUCGCUCGAGUGAUGCUGCUGCACAGCAAGCUCUUCACCGACGCAUCCUCACGCAGCAUCGGGGCCCUCAACAAGAUCAACUUCAAUACCCGCUUCGUCAUGAAGACACUCAUGACCAUUUGCCCCGGGACGGUGCUGCUGGUCUUCAGCAUUUCCCUUUGGAUCAUCGCUGCAUGGACAGUCCGUGUGUGCGAGAGGUACCAUGACCAGCAGGAUGUAACCAGCAACUUCCUGGGUGCCAUGUGGCUCAUCUCCAUCACUUUCCUCUCCAUUGGCUAUGGUGACAUGGUCCCACACACCUACUGUGGGAAGGGAGUCUGCCUCCUCACUGGCAUCAUGGGUGCUGGCUGCACGGCACUGGUGGUGGCUGUGGUGGCCAGGAAGCUGGAGCUCACCAAAGCUGAGAAACAUGUCCACAACUUCAUGAUGGACACACAGCUGACGAAGCGGAUCAAGAAUGCGGCAGCCAACGUCCUGCGGGAAACAUGGCUCAUCUACAAGCAUACCAAGCUACUGAAGAAGAUCGACCAUGCCAAAGUCAGGAAGCACCAGAGGAAGUUCCUACAAGCCAUUCACCAGUUGCGGAGUGUGAAGAUGGAGCAGAGGAAGCUGAGUGACCAAGCCAACACCCUUGUCGACCUCUCAAAGAUGCAGAACGUGAUGUAUGACCUCAUCACGGAGCUCAAUGACCGCAGCGAGGAUCUGGAGAAGCAGAUCAGUGGCCUGGAAUCCAAGCUGGAGCAGCUCAGUGCCAGCUUCAACUCCCUGCCACUGCUGAUGGCUGACAUGCUGCGGCAGCAGCAGCAGCGCCUGCUCACUGCCGUCCUGGAGGCGCGGGGGGUUGGAGUGCCAGUGGGCACCCCCCAAACGCCUCUCUCUGAGAGCCCCAUUGGGGUUAGCUCCACCUCCUUCCCCACCCCUUACACAAGCUCAAGCAGCUGCUAAAAUGCAGCCCCUCAGCCC
Molecule: messenger RNA, 2092 nt
Organism: Chiroxiphia lanceolata (lance-tailed manakin)
Lineage: Eukaryota; Metazoa; Chordata; Aves; Passeriformes; Pipridae
Gene: KCNN3
Product: potassium calcium-activated channel subfamily N member 3
Exons: 8
Coding region: 95-2074 (659 amino acids)
Biological process (GO): potassium ion transmembrane transport
Cellular component (GO): neuron projection; neuronal cell body; plasma membrane
Molecular function (GO): calmodulin binding; small conductance calcium-activated potassium channel activity
Source: RefSeq, a predicted model, not a curated record